Molecule: messenger RNA, 1287 nt
Organism: Mesorhabditis spiculigera
Lineage: Eukaryota; Metazoa; Nematoda; Chromadorea; Rhabditida; Rhabditidae
Source: the annotation of a GenBank genome assembly
AUGCACGUGCUACAUCUCGUCCUCCUAUUAAUGCUCGAGUCGUCGGCUAUCGGUGAAAAAAUAAAAAUUGGCCUGAUUUUGGCAGAGCCAUUUGCUUCGAUACACCCGGAUUGCCAGUGUGCACCUGAUUCUGAAAAAUGUAGAGGAAAUAGUCGAUAUCGAGGGUUUUGCGUGGAUUUGUUACAGUUCAUAUCAGCUGCCGCCAAGGAUUUCGACUAUGAGCUGAAAAACGAUACCCGAGUUGGUCGACGGCACACUUCCGGUGACUGGGAUGGAGCUCUUGGGCAGUUAUUUCGUAACGAUACCGACUUAGUGAUCGGUCCGAUAAGUAUCACGGCGAGCCGAGCCGCUAGCUUCGAGUUUACACAGCCGUUUCUGAACACUGGGAUCUCAGUGAUGAUCAAAAAGCCGCAACGGGUGGAACCCGGCCCCUUCUCCUUCCUCCAAGCAUUCAGCGUCACCACGUGGGGAUACAUUAUUUUUACCUACGCCGGGAUGAUUUUCCUACACGUUUUCUUACUCUACAAACGCAUCAAACGAAACUACGGGGAGCCGAUGAGGGCCUAUUCCGAAAAGAUACUACGUACAAUUUGCUACGUCUUCACGCUUUUUGUCUUUGGAUUGUACACAGCAAAUUUGUCGACGAUAAUACAACAUAAUUUGAAUGAAAAAGCGGCAAAAUACGUAGAUGGAGGGCCGGUUCCAGAAUCCCUUGACGAACUAUUGGAUGGAAAACUUGGGAUUCAGCUGGCAGUUGUUAAAGAUGGCUCCACUUCUCAAUUUCUACAAUACUCCCCAAGCACGUUGUAUUCAAGAAUUUGGAAAAAGAUGAUGGAUCAGGGCCCAGAAUCAUUUGUAUCGAGCUAUCCAGAAGGAAUCUCGAGAGUGCGGAAAAGUCAGGGGAAAUUUGCAUUUUUGCUCGAAGAAACAGCGAAUGCCUACGUAAAUGGCAGAAGGCCAUGUGAUACGAUGAAAAUAGGAGGCCUCCUAAAUGGCGUUGGAUACGGUAUCAUCGGCCACAAGGGCUCUCAAUUGAUUCCCCUGAUCAAUGAAGCGCUUCUCAACCUGAAGGAAAAGGGCGAACUCUUGCGCUUGGAGGACAAGUGGUGGAAACAGCAGUCAGAGUGUAACGUCGAGACGGAUCUCAGCCCAGGCCUAAAAUUCCGCGCUAUUGUCGGGCUAUUCUAUUUCAUUGCCGUGAUGUUGGCGCUGAAUCUGGUAUUUGCAGUUUUUGAGAACGUCAUCUGCCGCACAAAGAAAACGUUGGAAAGCACCGGCCUAACGAGU